Messenger RNA from Suillus paluster, 576 nucleotides. RefSeq lists its product as uncharacterized. Bases 1 to 576 code for a protein of 191 amino acids. The record is from RefSeq and is a predicted model, not a curated record. NCBI's taxonomy places the organism in Eukaryota, Fungi, Basidiomycota, Agaricomycetes, Boletales, Suillaceae. The transcript is spliced from 2 exons.
AUGUUUGAUGCACCGUACGGAUUGAAGAAAGUUCCACACCCCGAUACAGCUAGCGGAGGGGAGAUGUGGGUCCAUUGUUGGCUUGAGAACACCAUAGAGAAGGAGAUCUGGCAUGAAGCGGUAGAAAAACAACACUAUCUGGCUACUGACGCAGGGUUCGGUAUGGUGGACGGAGUGUUGGGUAACAACUGGGCAAAUGAGCCUGUCAGGACGAUGUUGAAGGAGAUGAGGACGAUCCUCUUCGUUGAAACGCACCAAGCCACUCCCGCAUGCUCGACGUCAUCAACACUGCACUCUUCAAGCUCUUGGGCCAGGGCGGUAGGCGGUGGCGGAUUUGCCAAAUGCUCACAGAUGCUCCCUGCCUUGUGCAUGAAUUUGUUGUACCACAAGGAUCGUCAAAAUGCCGAUCUCAAUCUCUUUGCUCGCAUGCCCUGUCCCCCAGUCCAAGAACGCAAGCUCAUGCCUGGUAACUCGUCACAGUACCUGAAAGGCACUGGUGGAAAGACAGCGGAUCGCAUUAAUGUAAUGGCCGCGCCUGUGGUGCUGAAGGAACUUCGGAAGGAAUGGGCAUCUUAG